UCACGCCCCCUCUCCUGUUAGCGAGCGCGCGGACACACCCAGCGCACACUCGCAGAGGACCCGCUCCCCCUCGAACUUUGGCCGGUUUAUCCCGGGACCCCUCCGCAGCCGGCCAGGUAGUACCGGCCGCUGUACCUGGGACACCGUCAUGGCCGCCGCCAGCAGCCUCCGCGUCCUGCUCGGCCUCCUGCUCUUCUCAGGGUUCUGCUCCGGGAUCCAAGUGACUGUUCAGAACCCGUUCAACGUCGUCAUCUUGUUCCAGCCGAUCACGUUGAAGUGCAGCUAUCAGACGACGUCGCUGCAGCCGCCUAUCGUCGUGUGGAAGUACAAGUCGUUCUGCCGGGAUCGCAUCACCGACGCCUUCAGCGCCAACAGCCAAGACGCUCAGAUCAACUCCCAGCUGCAGCAGGCCAACCCCGGCUACAACCCGUACGUGGAGUGCCAGGACAGCGUCCGCACCGUCAGGAUCGUGGCCACAAAACAGGGCAACACGGUCACGCUGGGAGACUUCUACCAGGGCCGGCGGAUCACCAUCUCCAACUUGGCCGACCUCACCAUCGAGCAGACGGCGUGGGGCGACGGCGGGGUCUAUUACUGCUCCGUCCAAUCGUCUCAGGACCUUAGCGGGAACAACGAGGGUUACGCAGAGCUUUUGGUGCUGGGUAAGACUUCAGUGGUGUCUGAGCUAUUACCAGACUUUCAUAUAAGGGACAUGGAAGACUGGCUGUUUGUGGUUCUUGUUGUCCUUGGCGGAUUCCUCUUUUUCCUCCUCAUCGGUAUCUGUUGGUGCCAGUGCUGCCCACACACCUGCUGCUGCUACGUGCGAUGCCCGUGCUGUCCGGAGAAAUGCUGCUGCCCUCGUGCCUUGUAUGAAGCGGGAAAGGCAGCGACCAUGGGCGUCCCGAGCGUCUACGCCCCCAGCGUGUACGCGCCCUCCGUUUACUCCCACCCCAGCCAGAUGAAGGUCCCUCCGCCGGGCUCUGUCAUCCAGAUGGGUCCGGUGCCCCCCAUGUACAAUGGCUACGGGGUGGAGUAUGAUGCCGCCAGCUCGGUGGGGGGCCACAGUUCCCAAGCUCCGCUUCUCCGAGAGAAUGAUGUAGCCAACUCAGUCCGGAGUGGUUAUCGGAUUCAGGCCAACCAGCAGGACGAUUCCAUGAGGGUUCUUUAUUACAUGGAAAAGGAGCUGGCGAACUUUGACCCCACGAGACCUGGAGAUCCGAAUACCAGAUUCGAACAAGCGUCUGCAAUGAGCGAGAUCAGCUCCUUACACGAGACGGAUCCCAGAAAUAACCUGAGGAACGGCUUAAGUCACCUGCGGAAUCAGGCCAUGACCCCGAUACGGGACGUGGAGGAGGAGAGCCUUUUAGGGAGCGACUUCAGGCGUGCGCCACCACCGAGGAGGGAUCCUUACCGGGACGAUCGAUUCCAUGAUGGUCCGAUCAUGGAUAGGCGUGCUCGUGCCCACUCCAUGGACGACUUGGAUGACUUUAAUAGACGCGAUCGGCACCAAUACCGUGACCCGCCGCCCGACAACCGCGGUAGGGAAAGGAGAAGCUCAGACGAUGACCAUAGCAGCAGAGGGUAUAGCAGAAGCCGCGGCGACCGUUCACCUGAGCUACGGAGCGACUACUACCAAGGGAGAAGAAGCCGGAGCAGGGAUGACCUGCGCGAUUAUGGCCGCCCCCGUCACGAGCCGGAGUACGACGAUCGAUUCUUAGAAGAUGUUUUGAAGAAGAAGCAACAACGAGCGGGAAGUAGAGAUGGUCUGGAGAGCAGCGGGAAUUCUGCGCGGCCCGAUGCGAGACGGAACAGACGCGAUGAUGAUGAUGAUGACUUCCCGCCUCCUCCCCCUCCAUACACCGAGACGGAAUCGCUCUCUUCCAGAGGCAAAAAAAUGAAAAAGAGUGAAGCUUUGAGUCGGGACAGUUUGGUCGUUUGAAUUCAUGUGGAUUUUUUUUUUUUUUUUACACAUCCUGGAUAAAUGGCAGGAAUUUGUCUCUUUUGUAUAUUUUUUUUUUUAAUCAUGCUUGAAUUUUGGACUGUAAAUGAAAUAUUAAAAAACCCCCAAAAAACUAUAAGCAUUUCUAGGGUUAAUCACCAGUAAAUAGAGAGUGAAAUACUUUUUAUUUUAUUUUU
Spea bombifrons (plains spadefoot toad) is the source of this 2136-nucleotide messenger RNA. RefSeq names its product lipolysis stimulated lipoprotein receptor (gene LSR). Gene Ontology annotation, cellular component: plasma membrane; tricellular tight junction. Gene Ontology annotation, biological process: tricellular tight junction assembly; establishment of blood-brain barrier. The transcript has 10 exons. The coding region runs from base 149 to 1939 and encodes 596 amino acids. The record is from RefSeq and is a predicted model, not a curated record. NCBI's taxonomy places the organism in Eukaryota, Metazoa, Chordata, Amphibia, Anura, Pelobatidae.